This is a messenger RNA of Cladocopium goreaui, 1146 nucleotides long. Lineage: Eukaryota; Dinophyceae; Suessiales; Symbiodiniaceae. The record is from the annotation of a GenBank genome assembly.
AUGGCAAGCCUGGAUUUAAGAAGGGCGUUUGAUAAAAUUGAGCACGAAUCGUUUUUUGGUGCUCUACGUGCGCAAGGACUUCCCAACGUUUACAUUGAUCUUCUUCGGGCUCUUUACCGAAACCAGUCCGGAGUGGUGGAAGGUGUGGAAGGAAGCGACCCUUUCAACAUUCAACGUGGAAUCAAACAGGGUGACGUCCUCAGCCCGGCACUAUCCUGCACUAUUCAAUUCUGGUUUGGAACAAGCUGUGUCCUCUUGGAAAACGAGAGUCACAACUUCACAACUAAUGGCGUUGAUGUCGGCGGGAACGAACGUUUGACGAAUGCACGGUAUGCUGACGAUUUACUGCUUUAUGCAACAACCUUGCCCGAGUUGGUGUACAUGAUACCAAUCUUAUGUGAAAAACUGGCACAAGUGGGUUUGCACCUGAACGAGUCCAAAACGAAAUUUUUGACAACCUGUGCCGACUGUGUUCCUGAGUUUGUCAGCAUCAAUGGUGAAACAUUGGAUGUAUUGGCCUCCGGUGCUGCGCCCAAAUAUUUGGGUCGCAAGUACACAGGUGACUUGUCGAAACGUGGGCACAUUGGUUUCCAACGCCUCCUUACAAACAAACACAUCUCCAUCAAGCUGCGCUUGCGGUUGUUUGAUUCAAUCAUCUCCCCUACGAUUCUCAUCGGCCUCCUCACUAUGCCAUUGACACAAUCCGAGCUGACCCGUCUGGACGUUGUACAAAAAAAAAUGUUGCGAUCAAUGGUGGGUUGGGUUCGCACUCCAGAUGAGGAUUGGUGUGACACUAUGGCGCGAAUGCGAGACAAAGUAAACAACGCAUUGGGUUGUUACCACGUGGACAACUGGACAAAACAAUUGGCUAUCCGACAACACAACUUGGCUGCAAAACUUGCAAGGCAACCUGGGUGGCGUCGAACGAUUUUGGCGUGGUGUCCGCAGAGCAACUGGCAAAACAAUUUUGGCAAAUCACCGAAACGAAAACCUGGCAGACCUCUCAAGAAAUGGCAGGAAAAAUUGAGUAAAUUUUGUGAAAGGGACUUCGUUCAAUUCGGACAGUGGGUGGAGGCAGCAAGAAGCCGUGAGUGGUUUCCCCCCCGCGUAGUGCAGUCAUUUUGUCACUUUUAUGUCAACAGUUAA